Stereum hirsutum FP-91666 SS1 is the source of this 1467-nucleotide messenger RNA. Its product is annotated as terpenoid synthase. The record is from RefSeq and is a predicted model, not a curated record. The transcript is spliced from 11 exons. NCBI's taxonomy places the organism in Eukaryota, Fungi, Basidiomycota, Agaricomycetes, Russulales, Stereaceae. Gene Ontology annotation, molecular function: prenyltransferase activity. The coding region runs from base 307 to 1404 and encodes 365 amino acids. Gene Ontology annotation, biological process: isoprenoid biosynthetic process.
GCGAAAAUCCCGGCGGGUAAAGUUAUCAGCAAAAUAUGACACGCAAACAGUAGAAGAAAAUACUUAUGCUCAGAGCAAGCUAAGCCUUUUUUUCGGACGGGAUGAGAGGGUGCUCUCCUGACAACUCUCCGAGAUAUCACAGUUACUAACAACAUACAUAAUUCUCUUCGGUGUCUCCUUUCAUUUUCUCAGGCUCCGUUCCUUGACACGGUACUCGGUGUGCAUCCACAACUCGGCCGCCGAUCGCACCCUGAAAGUGUUCCUCUUCCUGAUGACUCGUUGACAACGUCGUGUUCGCUUGAAGAGAUGCACCUCCAACUCGCUACAGAGCCGACCUCACGCUCUGAGAAUCCUCAAGAUCCCCAGGCAUCGUAUACUUCCAGUUCUAUCCAUUUGUUCAACUUACAACCAUCCGUUCGCCAAGACGAUGUCGCGAUUCUGGAGCCUUACACAUACCUCGUGCAGGCACCAGGAAAAGAUAUCCGAACCACGAUGAUAUUGGCUUUCAACAGCUGGCUCAAUGUCCCGGGCAGGAAGCUCCUUCUGAUUUCCAACGUGGUCAGUACGCUUCAUAAUGCCAGUCUUCUGAUUGACGACAUUGAAGACAGUUCAGAUUUGCGUAGAGGACGAACAGCUGCACACAUCAAAUACGGAAUACCUAAGACCAUAAACGCCGCCUGUUAUAUAUAUUUCCUUGCCUAUCAGGAACUACUGGAGAUACUAAAUUAUCCGAACACGGAUAAUCCGAUGAAUAGCUCUCCUGCACACUCCGACAACAUUAUUCAUCACCCCCAGCAUAGUCAGCAGCGGAUUUACUCUGAUCGAGAUCUACCUGGGAUUGUGACGGACGAGCUGCUUGAUCUUCAUCGUGGCCAAGGGAUGGAAAUGAUAUGGCGGGACUCUCUUCAAUGCCCAACCGAAGCGGAGUAUCUUGUUAUGAUCAGUAAUAAGACUGGCGGUCUCUUUAGACUCGCGAUCAAGCUGUCGAUGGCGUACUCUACCACCAACGUAAACGUGGAUUAUAUUCCCCUGGUCAACCUGUUGGGCGAGUACUUUCAAGUUCGCGAUGAUUACAUGAAUCUAGACAGUUCCAAGUACACCGAGAGCAAAGGCUUCGCUGAGGAUUUGACGGAGGGAAAAUUCUCGCACCCCAUCAUUCACGGCAUUUGCGCGGAUGAGUCGGACAGAACACUCAUCGAUAUCCUUGAGCAACGGCCUACAAGUCCAACACUAAAAGUGCAGGCCAUCACCUACCUCAAGUUGCAAACCAAGUCAUUCGAAUAUACGCACGGAGUUCUGCGGAAGUUGGAAAGUGAAAUUAUGACCACCAUAGAACAGCUUGGAGGAAACGAACGCCUGAGUACCCUGCUAGAAUCUCUUCGAGUUCCUUCCCUGAAUGAUUGAAGCAGACAUCGUGUUGUUCGCCUUAGCUUCAUGUGCGUGAAAUACAACUUGAAGAACAUUACC